AUGGAGAUUACAAAGUAUGCAGUGGAUGUGACUCUGGAUCCUGAUACAGCUCACAAGGACCUCAUCCUGUCUGCUGAUGGGAAACAAGUGAGGGAUAGUGACUCACCACAGAAUCGUCCUGACAACCCUAAGCGCUUUGAUCGUGUUGUUAAUGUUCCUGGAAAGCAGGGGUUCACCUCUGGUAGAUUUUACUAUGAGGUUGAGGUCAGUAGGAAGACUGCAUGGACAUUAGGAGUAGCCAGAGAGUCCAUUAACAGGAAGAGACCCCGUGUCCUGUCACCUGUCAAUGGAUACUGGACAAUAUGGCUGAGAAAUGGGGAUGAGUAUAAGGCAAUAGCUGGUCCCUCUGUGGUUCUCUCCCUCAGAGAGAAGCCAGAGAGGGUGGGGGUGUUUGUGGAUUAUGACGCAGGUUUGGUCUCUUUUUAUGAUGCAGACAGAUGGAAUCUAAUCUACUCUUUCCGGGGUGUCUCUUUCAAGGAGAAAAUCUAUCCAUUUUUUAGUCCAGGUCUUCAUGAUGGUGGCAAAAACUCAUCUCCUCUGAUUAUCAUGACUCAAAUUACAUGCCCAAAAUGAAUGUUAACUUGCUGGUAUUUCAUUAUGUUUUAUAAUUUUUUACUGCUUUUACUCAUCACUUUUAAUUGUGGUCUUCUAUUGAAUUUCUAGUAUUUUUCAUCAUUAUUCACUUUUGAUUAUUUCCUCUUCUUUUAUUUAUUUUUACUUGUUUUAUUUGUUAAUUUCCUGUUUCCUCCUUCAUUUAUUAUCUAAAGUUUUCAUCAAUGUAUUUACCUCAGAUGUAAAGCACUUUGGUACAACUGCUGUUGUUUUUAAAUGUGUUACAUAAAUAGGGUUAAUUUGACUUGACUUGACUUCCAUCCAACAAUCAAAUCCACCCCUAGUUGGCAGAAAUGCAUCCAAUUUCAUCUCAUUUUCACUUGUCAUAGGAAUGUCAACCAAAAUGCCGAGUUUUGUAUUUGAUUGAAUAUUCUAAAA
This is a messenger RNA of Clupea harengus (Atlantic herring), 990 nucleotides long. Its product is annotated as zinc-binding protein A33-like. Lineage: Eukaryota; Metazoa; Chordata; Actinopteri; Clupeiformes; Clupeidae. Gene Ontology annotation, molecular function: protein binding. The record is from RefSeq and is a predicted model, not a curated record.